CUUACAGCAGCAAGGUGUUCCGUGUUACCUUUUUGACUUUGGCUGCAUCUCUAACUGUGCCCCUGCUUGGAGUAACUGUUCUACUGGAUUGUCCUAUAGACCCUCAGCCUCUAAGUUUGAAGGAACCUCCCCUCCUGACAGGUGUGUUAGAGCCCAAUAUUGAGUUACGAAAAGCUGAGCGGUUAUGGGAAAAUCAGCUGGUCGGACCAGAGUCCAUUGUCAAUAUUGGGGAUGUGCUGUUUACUGGGACAGCUGAUGGGAAGAUUAUCAAAAUUGAAGAUGGGGAAAUACAAACAAUAGCCAGAAUUGGCCGUGGUCCUUGUGGAACCCGUGAAGAUGAGCCAACGUGUGGAAGACCACUUGGCAUCAGAGUGGGGCCAAAUAACACCCUUUUUGUGGCAGAUGCUUAUUAUGGACUCUAUGAAGUUAAUCCCGGUACAGGUGAAACGAAAAUGCUUGUGUCAACCAAAACACUAAUUGAAGGUCAGAAGUUGUCAUUUGUGAAUGAUCUUACAGUGACCCGGGAUGGGAGGAAAAUCUACUUCACUGACUCCAGUAGCAAAUGGCAAAGACGAGACUACUUAUUCUUGAUUAUGGAAGGCACAGAUGAUGGGCGCCUCCUUGAAUAUGACAGAGUAACAAAAGAAGUGAAAGUCUUAAUGAUGGGGCUGAGGUUUCCUAAUGGUGUCCAGCUCUCUCCUGCGGAAGACUUUGUCCUGGUACAGGAGACAACCAUGGCUAGAAUCAGGAGGUAUUAUGUAUCUGGGCUGAUGAAAGGUGGAGCAGAUAUGUUUGUUGAGAAUAUGCCUGGUCUUCCAGAUAAUAUCAGGUUAAGCAGCUCUGGAGGAUAUUGGGUAGCUAUGUCAGCUGUCCGGCCCAAUCCUGGAUUUUCUUUGUUGGAUUUCUUGUCUGAAAAACCAUGGAUUAAAAGGAUGAUAUUUAAGUUGCUGAGUCAGGAAACCGUGAUGAAGUUUGUGCCCAAAUAUAGCCUUGUUGUUGAACUUAGUGAGACAGGAUCCUACAGAAGAAGCUUUCACGAUCCCAAUGGAGUAACGGUAGCUUAUGUUAGCGAGGCACAUGAGCACAAUGGAUAUCUUUACCUGGGCUCCUUCCGGUCUCCAUUUAUUUGCAGACUUAAUCUUCAGCAUGUUUAACUGUCCAUCCAUGAUGAAGUGCCACUGUCCUGUAAUACUCCAGAGGUAUAAAGGAAGUAUGUUCUUGAGGCAGUGUGUGACCAUGGACAAAAAGUGAAAGACAGUCUGUUAAUGUGCAGUAGCACUAUUCUGUUGCUAUAGUGGAACGUACAGCUUGCUGUACGGUCGUCUUCCUUGGUUUGACUGCUCUUGCUUUGGAGUUGGCAUGCAUAAUUUUUAAUAUCUGAGGAGUAUGGUGGGGCAUCUUCCUACAGUUACGUGCUCCUUAAAGAAAACCCAUUGCUUUUCCAUGCCCAGCCCUGUUUGGAGUCAUCUUUAACAGACGUCAUCUGUUGUUUUUAAUGCAACUGUAUGUCUUCUUACACUGGAAGGAUUUGUGAUGUAUGGAAUUUAAUUGUGUAUGAUUUGGAUUGAAGAGGAUGUCUUGCAUGUGUUUAUUUCUGUGUUAGAAUCUCCUGUUGAGGAGUGAUUACAGUGCAUGUUCUAAUGUCAUACCAUGGUGCUGUGGUAGAGGCAGCAACAUCCAGAACAUGCCUAGAAAUCUAGUUACACCAUUUGGAUUUCUUCAGUUCCAUCCUGUGUAAUCAACAGCAGACACUACAAUUAACUGUUAAUCAACAUGCAGAAUCAAAUUUGAUCGUUAUCUG
Molecule: messenger RNA, 1801 nt
Organism: Cariama cristata (Red-legged seriema)
Lineage: Eukaryota; Metazoa; Chordata; Aves; Cariamiformes; Cariamidae
Gene: APMAP
Product: adipocyte plasma membrane associated protein
Exons: 8
Coding region: 453-1154 (233 amino acids)
Biological process (GO): biosynthetic process
Molecular function (GO): strictosidine synthase activity
Source: RefSeq, a predicted model, not a curated record